GUAGAUUCUCCAUACCAACAUCAUCCAGUCUUAUAUCACACAAAGCCAAACUCAACAAACAACAAUCAUCCAACAUGCCUCAGUACAGCAACGGCCAAGCAGUCCGCUACAAGCCCGUUGGCGGCCCCGACUCCCGCACCUCAGAGAGCGUCGGCACAAUCAAGUCGGUCUUGACGGAACCCGGAAUGCAGGCCGAUCGCAACGUCGAUGCCAGCGAGGAGAACCCUCGCUAUGAGGUCGAGAACCAGAACACGGGCAAGUUGACUAGCAUCUACGAGAAGAACAUUCUCGGCAGUGCGUAA
Aspergillus homomorphus CBS 101889 is the source of this 302-nucleotide messenger RNA. Its product is annotated as DUF2945 domain-containing protein. The record is from RefSeq and is a predicted model, not a curated record. The transcript is spliced from 3 exons. Bases 75 to 302 code for a protein of 75 amino acids. NCBI's taxonomy places the organism in Eukaryota, Fungi, Ascomycota, Eurotiomycetes, Eurotiales, Aspergillaceae.